Perognathus longimembris pacificus (Pacific pocket mouse) is the source of this 870-nucleotide messenger RNA. Its product is annotated as protein FAM246C-like. The transcript has 2 exons. The record is from RefSeq and is a predicted model, not a curated record. NCBI's taxonomy places the organism in Eukaryota, Metazoa, Chordata, Mammalia, Rodentia, Heteromyidae. The coding region runs from base 1 to 870 and encodes 289 amino acids.
AUGCGGGCUCUGUCCGGUCCUGGGAGGGGGGCUGGCUGGGUGCGGGGCUGGACGGGCGCCCGUCUCGCGGGAGUCCGGCACAGAGGGCUGGAGCGAUUCCGGCUCCCGGCGGCGCGGGACCGGCGGGAGGGACCCCUGCUUUCCCGGCGGCGCCGGGCAGCGCCGGGCGGGACGAGCGCCGAGGAUCUCCAGGCACCCGGGCGGCUCGGCGCGGGGCCCGAGCGAUCCCUCUUCCCGGGCGCCGAGGGCAGCGGACUCCGCGCGGGCCACCUCCGAAGUGACCCCGGUCCCCAGGCACGGCCGGGUAGGUCGGAGCCGUCCGCUCCCCCGGCUCUCGGGGCGCUCCGGGGUCCCGUACCGACCCGGCAGGUUGGGCGGCGGAGGAGAGGUUCACACGCUCCCUGCCGGACCUGCGCCCGAGUGAGCAGCCGCACCAAGGUGGCGCCCGAGGAGCGCGGGGCUCCACCCUGCGCUGCCAGCCAGCCGCGCGGCACUGCCGCCGGCCCGGGACCCGCGUUCUGGGUGGACCCGUCGCCGUCCCCCGAGCCCCGGCCCGCUCCGGAGCCCGCGAGGGGCGGCGAUCGCCGAGGGCCGGCCGGGAGGAGGCCGAGGAGCCCCCGCCGAGGAGCCGAGCGCCUAGGAGCCGCGGCGGAGACCGCGCGGGCGGACCGUACCCGCCAGCACCCGCGAUCGGGGCAACCAGGACCCCGCGACCGGGGCCGCCAGCGACCCCAAGACCGGGGUCGCCCACGGCCCCACGAUCGGAACCACGACAGACCCAUGAUCGGGUCACCAGAGACUCCACGAUCGGGCAGCCCACAGCCCCUCGAUCGGGGCCAUGAGAGACCCCAAGACGGGGCUAGCCAGUGA